AUGUCGGCUGUCGUCAUCGCGUCGAGCGCGGCGGCGGCGUCGCGCGCCGUCGCGCCGACGCCGCGCCCGCUCGCGCGUCGUCUCGUCCGCCGGGAGGGUUUCCUCCCUUCCUCGCGACGACGGCGCGGCGAUCCCAUGCCCGUCGUCGUCGCGUCCGCCGCGCCGCCCGCGGACGCCUCGCCGCCCGCGGUCGCGCCCGCGCACCUCCGCGCGACCGUCACGCCCGUCCCGCCGGAAGUCGCGGCGGCGGGCGGCAUGCUCCUCGCGGACCAGCCGGGGAUGGCGGCAGGCUUCGGCGAACUCACCGCGCACGAUUUCCUGCGCGUGAACGUCGACGUCCCGAACCUCAAGGUGCUGUGCGUGGACCCGCCCGUGUGCGUCGUGGAGGACUUUCUCACCGCGGAGCAGUGCGACGCGCUCGUGGACGCGGCGGGGCGAGCGGGGAGAUGCGCGUCAGCGCCGUCGGCGGCGUCGACUCGCGGCCUCAGCGGUAGCAAGGGCGCGUUCAAGACCCCCACGACGCGUCGCCGUACUCGUUCGAGCUGCCGCAGGUGGCGCACUACGAGGGCGGGGAGUAUUUCAAAACGCACGAGGACGCGUUUCCGGAAAAGGGUACCAGCCACAGUGCUCGUGUACCUGAACGACGUGGAGGAGGGCGGAGCACGCGGUUCGAGAAGCUCUCCUGUUCUUCCCCGGGACGAAGGCGUCCAUGCCGGACCAGCGGACGUUACACACCGCCGUGGAAGCGGUGCCCGGGCACGAGAAGUGGAUCUCGCAACUGUGGGUGUGCGCGCACGCGGGGAAGCACGCGAAGGGCCGCGGAGAAGGCGGCGAAGAAGGCGGCGAAGAAGGGCGGCGGCGGCGGCGGCGGCGGCGGCGGCGGAGGGAGGAAGUAGGCCCUCGCGUACAGUAGGAAACUUGUGUAGGCACCCGGCCGCGUCCGCGCAAUGCCGUCAUCGCGCGUCACGUCGUCAACACCCUCCUCGUCGUCGUCACUCACGCAUCGCGAUCGGCGCGGCGUGCGCGCCUCCGACCGCUUCCGAGUCUCGCGCCCGCCGCGCGGGUUCCCUUCCCCUCCCUCCCUCCCUCCUCGCGAAGGAGCGUCUCGGCGACGCGGCGCGCGGCGUUCGCGGAGCGAGCGCGGAGGAGGGCGAGCGAGGCGCGCGAGCGAGCGCGCCCCGCCCGGGAUCCGCGUCGUCCGUCCGUCGUCCCGCGCCGAUUUACACUGGUUCCCAUACGACCGCGUUGGCGAGGUGGACGCCGAUCCUUAAGGACUUUGCGUAG
Molecule: messenger RNA, 1284 nt
Organism: Micromonas pusilla CCMP1545
Lineage: Eukaryota; Viridiplantae; Chlorophyta; Mamiellophyceae; Mamiellales; Mamiellaceae
Source: RefSeq, a predicted model, not a curated record